UGUGUGUCAGAGCCGACCUUCUACCGCCUGGUGCAGUCCUUCGCUGUGGUGCUGUUCGAGUGCCAUCAGAUGGAGGACUUUGCACCUGCUAAGAGCCUCAUGACCAUGUGUUUCACCUACUACCACACCGGCAAGCCACACCCACUGCCCUCGGAGCCCAGGGAGAAGGCCACGGGCAGCAUGGACUCCUACUUGAGGUCAGCCAACAGCUGGCUUGCUGAGAAGAAGGACAUUGCAGAGCGGCUGCUGAAGAACACAGAGAACAUGAAGAGCUUCUUCGGGGGGCUGGAGUCCAGGCUGAGGGGACCCCUGGUCAGGAAGGAUGAAGAAGAUGAGAACAAACCCAAGGACAAGCAGCCAAAGACUGUGACCGUGUUCAGCCCCGAGGACGAGCAGAAAGGGGACAAGAUCUACCUGUACACACACCUGAAGCAGCAGCCCAUUUGGCAGACGCUGAGGUUCUGGAAUGCAGCCUUCUUUGACGCCGUGCACUGCGAGAGAAGAAAGCGCUCUCCCACCACCAGAGGGAAUGCUGGAGAGCAGGACAAGAGGGAGAAGUGGUGCCACAUGACCCAGGAGGAACGGGAUGACAGCCAACGGUUCAAUGAGAACAUCACCUUCGGGCAGCUGGGCACGUUCACGCACAACAUGCUGGCCUUCGGCCUGAACAAGAAGCUGUGCAGUGAGUUCCUGAAGAAGCAGGCGGUGAUCGGCAACCUGGAUGAGGAGCAAUAUAGACUGCUCAGCGACCACAUUGAGCAGAUGGCCACUGACUAGGAGAUGGCGGUGUGUGCCGCUCUCCGGGCCAGCGACUGGCUGUCACCCCAUUGAUGACCCUGCAUGAUGGCAGCAGCACCCAGAGCCGCCCUCGCCACCCUAGAAGUAGCAGAUAGAAGACUCUAGCUGCCCUCCCCCGCCUGUGUCUGCUCCCCCAUCCUCGUGCAAGCAGUCCUUUGGGUCCCACAGUUAAAACCCAAGGACCAUCAACUCCUGAGCACCAUGCUUGUGAGAUGAGACCGAGAGGGAGGAGGAGGCUGUGGGCCAGGGUUCCUCAAGCUGAGGACAGGGGGAUGGUAGGGACAAAGGAGGGAUUGGCACAGCUGUGAGGUGAGGGUGGAACUGUGUGCAAGGAGGACAGACUGUGGCAGGCCAGCAGGAACAUUCUCUGCCUGGGGACACUGGAGCUCUGCUGAGCAGCAGCAUGUGAGGGUGGGGGUGGAGGGGUCCAGCUCUUCAGUGCGGCCCAGCUGCCUGCCCUGUUCCUACCUCCCUUUGUGUGACAGGAACCAGGAGUCACUGGAGCUCAAGGAGGGGAGUCACUGUUGCUUGAGAGACAGAGAAAGGGCAGGGGGAGAUGCGGGUGCAGCAAGACCUGCCGCUGUGGCAGGGGUGUGAGCACUCUGACAGCUGGGUGUCCUGGGCCCACCAGAUGUCUGCCACAGACCCUCAGAAGUGACUGCUCAGGUCAGCCUCCUUCAGAAGCAGAGAAAAGUUCCCAGCUCACAGGAGUGGCGUUGUGCAUCUGUCUCGUGCAAGAAACCAGAAGAAAAGUUUUCUCACAGCAGCCAACAGCCACCCUUUCUGAGAGUGAAUGGCACUACUCUCCCCACAUGGAAGACUGGGAAGGGCAAAUGUGGUGGCCACUGGCUAGGGCUGGUGAGUGGAAUGGACUUGAGCUCUGAAUGUGGUCACCAUCACAGCCUCCACUGAAAGACACCUUUGCUCUCCGUAGCCCAGGCCUCUGUACUUCUCACCUUCCCAUUUACAGACAGCCUUUCUCUAGUCUCCAGUGCCAGAAUUAGCCUCCUACGUGCCCUUACGCCAGGCUGGCCCUCGAGUCCAAGGUCUGACCUGCAGCACUCAGAGUGCUGACAUUGGAACCUGCUGCCCCCGUGCACACCUUGCCGGCAGCCUGGAUUUUCUCCACCAUUGCAAUUCUGAUCACUGACGUUGAACUAGGCCUACAGGCCUCCUUUUGACCUUCAUCACCCACUUCCCUCCCUGUCCUGUGGGCUUCAGUCAUGUUCUGUCACAGUCCGUCUUGAAGUACAACACUCCUGAUGGUCACAUGACAUACCCAGCUGCUGUGCUCCAGCCUUCCCUACAGCAAGCUCCUCCCUGGAAUGUUCCAGAGUAGAGCAGGGAUGGGUUGAGCUGAGGAAGGAGUGUGUCCUGGACAUUGGAUGAUGGACAAGAGAGGCAGCACGAGUGGAUACCACUAAGGGACUUGGUUAACUACUGCCGGCCAGAGCAGGAGCACGGGGCGGCCACUGGUGGCACGGCGUGAGUAUUGUUCUGGCCACACAAUGAUGCCACCAGCCAAGGAAUGGCCACAUGGCAGUGUGUGUGUCAAGUGCUAAAGCAGACCGUGCCUGCGGAGCGCCCAGCCAUAGUGCACAUCUCCGCCGCAUCUGUAUUAGGGAAAGGAUGUCAAGUUAAUCAGCAUGCAGGCCUCCUCACUCCUGUGCCACCUUCCCAUAACAUGUCCCUUCUAAUGCUCACGCGGCCCCUGGAUGCCUCUGUCCCCUUUGGAAGAGUUGCCCUGCAGGAGGCACAGAGGCUUCUCCCUCAGCAGUCCCGAUCUUGGUAUUAGUGUUAGCUGAAGUCCAUUACGAUUCUACUCAUAGUGCCCACGAGACUUACCCCGUAUACAGAAGAGUCUUGUAGCGCAAUCCCGACGUGGACUGAGUUCUGAGGCCCUCCAGGUGCCAGGAGCCAGGCACAGCCUUCAGGAGGGGGAGGAGUUUUGACUUCUCCUGACUUUGUGAGUACUUGGACUUGAGAAAUGACCUUAAAGGGCUGGGGACCCAGCUCAGGGUAGAGUGCUUGCCUGGUGUGUGUAAGGCGCUGGCUUUGAUCCCUAGCACUACAAGUAAACACAAAUGACCUUGAGACUUGGUGCCACCCAGAGCAACUGGAGGAGGACAUGAGUAUGACUUUGCUUUGUCUUUUCUCCUCCCUCCUCCUCUUACAUAGCAAGCUCCACAGAGGUGGGGUGAGCCUGCUGUGCUCAGGUCACAUCGUGCUGCCUGGGACCUGGCGGGUCUGCUGGGGGACAUGGUGGCCUCCCUGGGCUGUGAGCAAAGCUGCAGGUGUUCCAGAGGCUGUCCCAGCACCCCUGCAGACAGCUGGCUGUGGAGAGCAUUUUGCCUCUGGGUGCCCCUGUCCAGUGUCUCCAGGAGCAGGCUUGGCAUGCCUGAACGAAGGUCAACAGCUUAUCCCCUGUCAUCCCUGACGCAUCUCUCCCCCAGAGCCCCACCAAACAGGCAUGAGCUGGGCCCCCUUGUGAGGCACACACAAGACUUCUGUGGCAUGAAGGGGCUCUGGCAACCCUGCUGAGCUCAGGAACCGCAGGCCCGGGGCAGGGCAGCCAAGCAACUGCAGAGAAGUCUCAGUCCCCUCAGUAGUGUGGCAGAGCCAUAUGCUGGGAGAGCCCCGUUAGCAGGGCAUUCGGAUCUCCUGCUGUCUGACCUUGUGGGACAUGUGAAUCGGUGAACCAACGCAGUACUGGAAAUCCCUGCUUUGAAACCAGCUUUGUGGUGUGGCAUUGGUCAGCAGCGUUGGUAGGUGUGGAGCCGUGCCCCGGACUGCUCCUGCUGUGUUUCCCGUGUUGCGUCUCACCACAGACAGGAGAAGUGACUUCUGGUAUCUUAAGUUAUCUGUAUGGUGAAAGGCUGGGGGCUCAUCAUUUUCCUGUUGCCCAAAGAAAGAAAGUGGGCUGAGGAGCUCGGUCUUAUGAAAAGAGGACCAGAGGACAGUCCAGUGUGCUAGCUCUGUCUGCAUGCCAAGCUUGGGCCUCAGAACCCAGGCUGAGCUUAGAACCAGUGCCAUCACUUGGAGCUGAGCCUGUGCUGAUUCAGUCAUAGGCUGCUUGGGUCUCUCCUUUCCCUGAGGGGAAGCAGUGGGCCCCCUGGUCCCAUGUCUGAGGCUAACGUCAUAGCCCAUUUAUGUGGUAGAAGGUGGUAGUGGUGAGGCCAGCUCUUCCGUGGGCUGCUCACCACUCAGGAGCACCUGCUAUGCAGGUUCCCAGGAGAGAGAUCCAGACUUCACAUCGCUUAGGUGUGUUGGGGUCACCUUGCCACAGCCAGGACUGUAAGAUGCACACCCAGCUCUCCUGGGUCAUGCUGACUGGUCAACUUUGAAUUCUUACCCAGGUACCCAAGACUUCAGACAAAGGACAGCCAGGUACGCAGAAGCUUGCCAAAAAUAGGAGCUUGGGAAAGGGGAACUUUAAAACCAGAUGUCCCCUGUCACAGAAGGGCAAAAGAGGGACUCGUGCGGGCAGCGACCCAGCCCCAGCCUCGGGGAGGGCGUGAGAGCCCCUCUCAGAGGCUGAGCUGGCCUCCCCUCCCCACACCAGACAUCUGCCCAGUGCUGGGCUCUGCAGCCGUCCGGCUCCAGCUCGUUCGGCAUCAUCCUGCCCCAUUGGUCCCCAGGGGCCCAGUAUGCACAGCCCUGGAGAUGCGUUUUGCUUGACCAGCUUUCCGCCAACGUCCACAGUUGCAGCUGAGUGAGUUAGACAGGCCCCUGGGGGUCUCUCGAGCCAUGCUCAGGCCGCAGACUCACUGGCUUCCUGCCCCCAUGUGGAUUGUCCACCCUGUCACGUGCUGCAAACUGGUGUACUGACCAGACGGAGUGAGUGGUGAGCACAGCCUUAGGAAGUCUGUCCACUAUGGCCGGCUCUCUAGGGGCCAUCAUCCUGCACCUAUUUCCCUUUGCAUCUCUGGGCCUGGGUGUCACCAACUAUGCUAGGGAGGGAUGGAGUCCAGGACCUCUCUGGGGCCAGCCUGCCCUGCUUCCAGGUGACCACCCACAUCCUGGUGCUGGCCACAGGGUCGGUUCAGGCAGUGUCCCCAUUGGCAGUCAGCCUGAGCUCUGAAGAGUAGAUGAGAACAGAGCUGGGAGUCCCCUGAGCCAGGCUGUGUCCACAGGACAUGAGUGGGUGGCACCCCCAUUCAAGGUUCAGUUCCUGCGAGAAUCGGGGAGACUUGCCAUUCCCAGCUCUGCACUCUCUACCCUCCCGACCGUCCCACAGGAAAUCUGAAUUUUGGGGUAAGCCAGCCCCGACUAAGCCUCAGACUUCAGGCUCUGACAGGCAGGGUGAGGCAGAGGCUGCCGCGGCCCACACUCCCCAGCUGCACUGCACUUUAUCUAGAAAGAUCUGACGUGGCGGGCCCCUGCUUCUGGACAGUGUAUUCACCAGAAGGGGGAGGGAACAUGGUGCUGGGGUUGAGGCUGGCCCUGGGGGAGGUGGACACAAUCUCCUUCCUUGUGAGAGACAAUGGCAUUGCUUGGGUUCAGGUGUCAGGGGAGGGGGACACCUUGAAAUGAGUCCACACUUGUCUGCUAGGGAAUGCUACAGGCUCAGACAACACGCAUGUCUCCCUAAAACGUGAGCGAGUGCCGUAGGACCAUUAGUCUGUAGCCCUGUCAUACGGUGACAUUGGUGGCUCACAUGCGCUUCCCUACACCUGCCAUCACCAGCUAUAAACAUUGCCCCCCCUGGAGCCCCAGCGAUGCUGGUAUUCGGUGUCACCGUUAUGCAAUCUUGUGUCCUGUAGGUAAUGUUCUCAAAUUAUUUUAAGGUUGAGAAAAUGUCAGGGCUAAAGGUCUCAAAGCAGUGCUAAAAUCAGAGCUGUUCCUGUGAAGAAAAACAAAUGCGUCU
Messenger RNA from Castor canadensis (American beaver), 5665 nucleotides. RefSeq names its product KIAA0513 ortholog. The record is from RefSeq and is a predicted model, not a curated record. Lineage: Eukaryota; Metazoa; Chordata; Mammalia; Rodentia; Castoridae.